AUGUCCACAGAGAAAGCGAGUGAGAGUAGUCUGAUCCUGCCCACUACAAUCGAGGGUCAGAGAGCACCCUGGACGAUUACUCUUAUACCAUUGAUGCACUGGUGGGACGAACCAAGUGGUUUCAUUUUGGCUUUUAGUUGUCGAGAAAAUUUCUAUGUGGGUACAGAGGCAUCACUAACUCCCACUUUAGCCAAUGCGAAUCUCUCCAGAUUUCUCGCUUCAGUUGCCGUUUCCAGCAAGCUGCUCAAGUGUUCUGUGUGCCCGUAUUCUGCCGUGGACAGGUGGCAGCUCAACCGCCACUUCCGCACCCAUACGGGCGAGAGGCCUUUCCAAUGCAACCUCUGCAGUAAGCGGUUCAAGCAGCGCUCUCACCUCCAGACUCAUCUCAUCGUACACAGAGACAAACUGAACUUCUGA
Argiope bruennichi is the source of this 417-nucleotide messenger RNA. RefSeq names its product transcriptional repressor CTCFL-like. NCBI's taxonomy places the organism in Eukaryota, Metazoa, Arthropoda, Arachnida, Araneae, Araneidae. Gene Ontology annotation, cellular component: nucleus. The record is from RefSeq and is a predicted model, not a curated record. The transcript has 2 exons. Bases 1 to 417 code for a protein of 138 amino acids.